Messenger RNA from Papaver somniferum (opium poppy), 2466 nucleotides. Its product is annotated as myosin-binding protein 7-like. The record is from RefSeq and is a predicted model, not a curated record. Lineage: Eukaryota; Viridiplantae; Streptophyta; Magnoliopsida; Ranunculales; Papaveraceae. The coding region runs from base 526 to 2082 and encodes 518 amino acids. The transcript has 4 exons.
AAAAGAAAAGAAAAAAAAAAAGAAAAGGGGUGUGCAAAUCGACAGAAGGAAGAAAUCAACAUAAAUGGAAAGAAGAUAAAAUUUCUCUCUAGGGUUUUAAAAUUUUGUUAAUUCCAAACGACAUUCUUGCUAAUUCCCGAUGUUUGGAGGAAUAAAUCAGGUUUGGUCGUUUGCUAGUUUCCAGAUCAAGAGAGUAUCAUCUUCAUUUUGAAUUAUCCUUCGUCUUUUCUGGUUCUUCAUCGAGGUUUGAUGUUGAAGCACGACACGAAAACUGGAUAGGGAUUUCUUCUUGUAUACCGAGCUAGGGUUUCAUCAUGUUUUUCAAUUUGUCUGUAUGGAAUGAGUAUUUGUUGAUCUGGAGAGACAGCUGGGUGUUGUUUUGAACUUUGGAGAGUAUUUGAAGGAGUUCAUUUUUAUUUAUUUUUUAAAUAGGAUCUUUACUUUGAAGGAAGCCAUUUUUUUAAGUUUCACGUGGUUUCAAUUGGGUAAUGUUGGUGGUGGUUAAAGUUUGAUGCCUGUGGAAUUAUGGAGUCGUCUGCAAUUAUGGCAUUGCCUUCAAGUAAAAUGGAAUGCUCUAAUUGUGGUUGUAGUUGUUCACUAAUUAACAACUUAGCUGCUUGUUCUACUUGGAAUCGUACUGUUAAGAGAAAAAUAGAUGAGAUUGAACUAGGUAGAAGAGAUGGGCAACAUGAUUCUGAAUUUGAUGUGGUUGCUAGAGUUGAAGUUGAGAAUGAAUGUGAUGCGUUAAGAGAGGCUCUAAGUAGCCAGCAAGAAAGCAUACAGGAGCUUUACAUUGAAUUGGAAGAAGAGAGAAAUGCUUCGGCGUCAGCAGCAAAUGAGGCUAUGUCCAUGAUACUUAGAUUGCAAAGGGAAAAGGCUGAGGUCACCAUGGAAGCUCGGCAAUUCAAACGGUACGCUGAGGAGAAAAUUGCGCAUGAUCAGCAGGAGAUUCUUGCUCUUGAAGACAUGGUGUUUAAGAGAGAAGAAGUUAUUCAAUCUCUUAGUUGUGAGGUGCAGAUGUAUAAACACAGGAUGAUGAGUUAUGGACUCACAGAGGAUGAGGCAGAAGGUUCAAAGGGUUUUUAUGAUUCUAGACAGGAGGACACGGUUGAGAACACUGAUGCAGAGUUUGAAAUACCUCCAUAUGAUUAUCCUCCCCUUAGAUGCAACAUGAAUGUGGCUCACGAAGGUCCUUCUGAUUUUGGGGAUGUUGCGGAUGUUGAGAAGUACGCCCCUGCUGAAAACCCAUUCGCCACUUUCGGUGAUACUCCUCGUUCCAAUUUCAGUGACACCCCACGAGUCAUUUUUGGGGAAACCCCUAAAAGCAGCACCAAGGUUGUUUUAGAAAAAGUAGUAGUUGGGCAAUCCCCAAGGCGAACAAGACACGUUAGGAAGUCAUCAAUGGAAAGUUCAAGUUCAUUUUCAGGGUUGGUUAAAGAGAUUGGUCCGGAUUAUUACCGUAAAGAAAGUCCAAGGCCUAGUAGCAGCUUUAAAAAGAUGGAUUAUUUCUCUCAAACAGAGGAUUGUUCUAAUUUAAGAAAGGAAGAUAACAUUCCUGACCUUAGAGAUGAUAUGAGCGAUCGAGUCUACACAAUUGAUUCUAUUCAUCUUGGAACACACAAUAACAAUACUGUUGGGUCCAAAAGUACUAUUGGUGUGUACGAUGAGUACGUAACCACUCCAAGAGAUUCAUUGUAUCAGACUGAUAUAGGGGAUCCAGAUAUCAAAAAACUUUACACCAGACUUCAAAUGCUUGAGGCAGACAGGGAAUCAAUGAAACAGGCGAUUAUUUCAAUGCGUACUGAGAAAGCUCAGUUGGUAAUAUUAAAGGAACUAGCUCAGCAGUUAUAUAGAGACAUGUCACCAGAAAGAAAGAUGCCUGUGAGGAAGUCAUCAUUAAUAGGGACCUUCUCCUUCAUGUCAGCGUUGAAGUGGAUUGUUUCCCUUGUUUUCUGGAAAAACAAAGCACAGCGAAGCAAGUACAUGUUUGGCUUGUCUGCAAGUAAUGUGGGUCUAUUAUUGCUUCUUGACAAGAAUCCCCAUAUGAAACAAUGGCGAUGUCUCACAAGAGCCCAAAUGUGAAGAAACUUUCUCAAAGAGUUGCAGUACGCAGGGAUAGAUAUGCAGAGCCAAUGCUCAUUUUGUCUGAUCGUGUGGAUUCUGUUCUGUUUAUGUAUUCCUGUUAGAAAUUUAACUUCUUUUUAUUUUUUGGAGAAACUCCAUGUGGGUGCAGGUUUGGGAGUUCGAUUGGUUUGUGCAGUAUUGUCUUGUAAAUCAUUUCUUACGGUUGAAGAAAAUUUCUUCAUGGGUUUGGUUGGACGGGCAUUGAUUAUUUUUUUAGGUUUUGGGGGCUGUCUAGAUUUAUACCACUAUAACUCUAGGCAUGCCUUUUUGAACAUCCUCGUGUACAUUACAUUCGUCUUAUAUGGUUUUGUACUGUAUCAAAACUGCGGACUUCAACCUCUA